ACACGUCAGAUGCGCAUUCAGCAGGAUAUUCCUGACUACCGUUCUCAAGCAGUCUCCGAGUAUAUUUUAAUCCGUUAAAAUGGUGUAUAAUUUUAAAGUGUUCAAGAAGUGCGCACCAAAUGGAAAAAUAACGUUGUAUAUGGGAAAACGUGAUUUUGUCGACCAUAUUUCUUUCGUGGAACCUAUAGAUGGCGUGGUGCUGUUGGAUGAGGAGUACGUACGCGGACGAAAGGUGUUCGGGCAGGUGGUGUGCACGUUCCGGUACGGUCGCGAGGAGGACGAGGUCAUGGGCCUCAACUUUUACAAGGAACUGUUCCUCGCCUCCGAACAGAUAUACCCGCCGCCGGAGAAGAGGCCUUUUGAGCCCACCCGGACACAGGAGAGGUUGAUUAAAAAGCUGGGUUCGAUGGCGUAUCCGUUCCGGUUGAGCGUACCGGCGGGCGCGCCCGGCUCUGUCACGCUGCAGCCAGGCCUUGAGGACGAGGGCGAACCCUGCGGCGUGCAUUACUAUGUCAAGUUGUUUGUUGGGGAUUCCGAAAUAGAUCGCUCACAUCGCAGGAGCACAGUAGCGCUUGGUAUACGGAAGGUCCAGUACGCGCCAGAGAAGAAGGGUGCCCAGCCUUGCACCGUGGUGCGCAAGGACUUCGUGUUGUCGCCCGGCCAAUUGGAGCUCGAGCUCACUCUCGACAAGCAGUUAUACAUGCACGGAGAAACAAUAGCUGUGAAUAUGAGCGUUCGGAAUAAUAGCAACAAGGUGGUGAAGAAGAUAAAAGCGAGCAUCCAGCAAGGCGUUGACGUUAUGCUCUUCCAGAGCGGACAGUACCGGAAUGUGGUUGCAUGUGUCGAGACUCAGGACGGGUGUCCGCUGCAGCCGGGCUCCAAUCUGCAGAAGAUUCUGUACCUGACUCCGUCGCUGCAGUCUAACCGCGACAAGCGCGGCAUCGCUCUCGAUGGACAGCUCAAGCGCGGUGAAACCACACUCGCCUCUACCACAUUGCUGUUGGACCCGGAGCAGCGCGACGCGUUCGGCAUCGUGGUGAGCUACAGCGCCAAGGUGAAGCUGUACCUGGGGGCGCUGAACGGCGAGCUGGUCGCCGAGUUGCCCUUCAUACUCAUGCACCCUAAGGAGGGCCGCGUGAAGAUGAUCCACGCCGACAGCCAGGCGGACGUGGAGAUGUUCCGGCAGGACACGGUACACCAUCAGGAGAGCGUCGAGGUCUAUUAGUUGCGAGCUUGCCUUUACACCACUAGUAUUUACAUUAAACUUAUAUAUAAUACGAGUGAAAGUUUGAAGAAUUAUAUAAUGCUUGUCUUCAUUAUAUAUGUAAUGUGUAAUAUGAUAACAAUAUGUAUAAUUUUUAAACUAAUGCAAGUGUACCAAUGUAACUUAUGACUAUACAAAUAAAUUCUACAAUUUUAUGAUA
Galleria mellonella (greater wax moth) is the source of this 1424-nucleotide messenger RNA. Its product is annotated as arrestin homolog. The coding region runs from base 80 to 1225 and encodes 381 amino acids. Gene Ontology annotation, molecular function: G protein-coupled receptor binding. The record is from RefSeq and is a predicted model, not a curated record. Gene Ontology annotation, cellular component: cytoplasm. Gene Ontology annotation, biological process: G protein-coupled receptor internalization; signal transduction. NCBI's taxonomy places the organism in Eukaryota, Metazoa, Arthropoda, Insecta, Lepidoptera, Pyralidae. The transcript has 8 exons.